AGGUAUUCAACUGUUACGCGUGUUGUACUUUCAGGCAAAUAGGAAAAAAGCCUUAAAGCGCAGCAGCAGAGGCUUGAACAGUAAAUAGGGAGCAGAGGCGGGAAAACGUGAGUAGAGCAAGACACAGAGAUGAAGGAAGAGAGAGCGGCGAAAGGCGGAGAACAGCGGUCGGUGGACGAACGUUACACACAGUGGAAGUCACUGGUUCCUGUUCUCUACGAUUGGCUUGCUAACCACAACCUCGUUUGGCCUUCCCUCUCCUGUCGGUGGGGUCCCCAGUUUGAGCAAGCAACUUACAAGAACCGCCAGCGCCUCUACCUUUCUGAGCAGACUGAUGGUAGCGUUCCAAAUACGCUUGUCAUAGCUAAUUGUGAAGUUGUAAAACCUAGGGUUGCAGCAGCACAACACAUAUCUCAGUUCAACGAAGAAGCACGUUCGCCUUUUGUAAAGAAGUACAAAACUAUUAUUCAUCCGGGUGAGGUGAAUCGAAUAAGGGAACUGCCUCAGGAUAGCAAGAUUGUGGCCACACACACUGACAGUCCUGAUGUUCUUAUUUGGGAUGUUGAGUCUCAGCCUAACCGUCAUGCUACCUUGGGCGUAAAUAAUUCUCGACCGGACUUGAUAUUGACUGGACAUCAAGACAAUGCUGAAUUUGCGCUCGCUAUGUGCCCUUCUGAGCCUUUCGUGCUCUCUGGAGGGAAGGACAAAUCGGUUGUUCUCUGGAGCAUUCAUGACCAUGUGUCAACAUUAGCAGCAGACCAGGGAGCUACAAAGUCUCCUGGAUCUGGAGCAAGUAACUCGAAACCUUCUGCAGAAGGCCCUACUGUUCAAGCUCGAGGUAUUUUCCAAGGACAUGAUGAUACCGUAGAAGAUGUUCAGUUUUGCCCUUCCAGUGCACAGGAGUUUUGCAGUGUUGGAGAUGAUUCCUGCCUAAUACUGUGGGAUGCAAGAACUGGUUCUUCUCCUGCUGUCAAGGUAGAGAAGGCUCAUAACGCUGAUCUUCAUUGUGUUGAUUGGAAUCCUCACGAUGUAAAUUAUAUUUUGACUGGGUCGGCAGAC
Molecule: messenger RNA, 1059 nt
Organism: Nicotiana tabacum (common tobacco)
Lineage: Eukaryota; Viridiplantae; Streptophyta; Magnoliopsida; Solanales; Solanaceae
Source: RefSeq, a predicted model, not a curated record